AACUCAUUAUCACUUAAAAGAACCCGUAGUUUAAAAUAUUCCAGAUCUUAACUUGAAGAAAUACCCACAUAUGCUCAGAUCCUUCCGCCUCUGUGAAAUUUUCUACCUCAAACUGAUGCCGGCGGCGCCUCGUGUUAAUGCAAACCUAUUUGGUUAAGCCUUUCGCGGACCCUUUUUGAGAAACCUACAAAAUUUUACAUACCCAUUAAUGAAUUCGACGCCAUAAACCUUACACAGGAGCUACAAAUUAUUUAAAUAAACUCUGGCUGAAAGGCGGUCAGUGAUGGAAAAUCGGUUCAGAAUUGAAUGUAAUUAAAACCCUUGGCGUGAAACAAAGGACAGCCUUUACAGCUGUAAAUGUUUUUGCAGGCCAAAAAGGAUAUGACAAUAGCUACCAGCCAAAAAACAACAAAUACCACCCAGUGCACAGGGAGAAAUUUGUUGGAAAUACGUAUUUAUAAAAAACAAGAGAACUUUAAUAUAAGAAAAAAACAAUAAAAUGUAGGGAUGAACAAAACUCAUGCACCAUUACCUUUUAUAUUUAAUAUAAAAAUUAAUAAAUAAAAAAUAUUGUACAAACCCAAGUAAAAAAUAAUAUUAUAAUAAUUAAAAGUAAUAUAUGAGCUGUAGAAUAGUUUUAUUGCAUGUGAUAUUGCAAUAUUUUAUUUUUUUUCAUCCUUUUAUUUACGAAGGAUACUGUAAUUUCUCUCCGUGUUAAGGACUUUAUAGCGUUGUCAAGACAACCCACAUUGCCAUCGACACCGACAAUGGCCAAAGCAAUUGACAACUUUUGCAGCAGCAGCAGGUAAGCAAGGAAAAGCAGCCAAAACAAAACGGAAAACGCUGGGAAAAACCCAAUAUUUCGGCAUUAAGAAAUAUACGCGGUGAAAGGAAACAAGGACGACGCCUUGGCACCUGCAAAAGGAGCGGAAAAUUGCAAGACAAGUGCUGUGCGGAUUUUCGCGGAAAACCAGGAAGUGGGCAGAAAAAAGGAAGAAGGACCUCAAAGGAACUGAAUAGCUCGAGAGUAUACUCACAGCUGGAGAGCUAUUUUGAAUCUGAAUCCCGGGCAGAGCUGGCCAUGAACUUCUACGACGAGGAGAUCACAAUCAACGGACCCGACUCCAAGCACCUCAGCAGUGUCCAAAUGGACCCGCGGAAUGCCGUCCCAGGUGGCGGAAGAGGUGGUGCCGCAGGGGGAGCAGAUGGAGGAGGUGCUGCUGGUGCUUCGCAAAGAGCAGCCGCAGGCAGGCAUCGUCGAAUGCAAUUUCAAAACAACUCCACUGAUGACGAUGGCCUCCUGCAGGACAUCAUUGAUCACGAUGACGAGGCGGAGGACAGCGACGAUGACGACGAUAGCGAGAUGCAGUUGCCCCAAGGCAUGACCAUGGGCGUGGGAAUGACGGGUCUGGUUCCACGAACCCAAAAGCGACCAGAUAGCACUCGCAAUUCCAAGCAGUCGCAGGACGAUCCCAUGAGCUCCGGCAGCGAUGAGGCAGCCGGCGGUGGAAUGGGAUCUGGAGGUGCCAGGGGAGGAACAGGAGCAACCCGUUUGCCCCACCAAAAGUUAAACCUUCCCAUGAGGAGCAGUGCCGGUAGAUCCGAGCGGCAGGAGGAGCAGCCCUUCAGCAUUGGUCCGGAAAAGUGGGAGGAUCUAACCCUGCCUGGGGAGCUCAAGGACCUGUUUCCCUAUAUCCUGAAGUACACACCACAAACGAUCGAUACACCGUUCCAUCUGCAACCCUUUAUCCCUGAAUUUGUGCCCGCCGUGGGCGAUGUGGAUGCUCUGCUAAAGGUCCAGGCUCCUCCCCUCCUUCAGCCUCAGCGUCAAAGAGAACUCGAUGAGCACCUGGAGAGAUUAGGCUUGUGGCUGCUGGACGAGCCCUCGGGAACUCAGUCGGAGCCAUCUCUUCUGAAUAUGAAGUUAAGAUCGGUGCUAAGUGGCAGUAUGGGGCGUAAUCCCCGACACGCCUCCUCGGCUUCGCUGAUUCCCACAGCUCGAUCGGGCAAGGAUAUUGAUAAGUGGAUCUCGGAGGUGGAACAGGUGCAUAUGACUCAAUCUAUGUACGAUGCUCAGCCCCGAAAGGAUAUCGAUGCUCUUUUGGAAGAUUGGCCAAGAUCUUACGGCGAUGAGGAGACAAAGAAUGCCUUGGAUCAGGCGUACAGAUCCUGUCUACAGCAGAAUAUAUCCUUGGCGGAUUAUGUGAGAGUGCUGUGCGAGAGGUUUGGGGUGGAGGGACCGCUGGAAUCGCAAGCUGACUAUAUACACAAUGUCCAGACACUUUUUGCUCUCUAUUUGGCUGCGAGUCAAGCAUGGGAGUAA
Drosophila kikkawai is the source of this 2323-nucleotide messenger RNA. It is a transcript of the gene IFT46, whose product is annotated as intraflagellar transport 46. The record is from RefSeq and is a predicted model, not a curated record. Gene Ontology annotation, biological process: cilium assembly; intraciliary transport. Gene Ontology annotation, cellular component: centrosome; motile cilium; intraciliary transport particle B. Lineage: Eukaryota; Metazoa; Arthropoda; Insecta; Diptera; Drosophilidae.